AUGGACUCUGCUAUUAUCCCUUUACACUUACACUGGCCACCGCAGAUGGUGCGCCUGCUAAACAACGGCCCAUCCCUCGCGACAGCCGUUCUUCUCGCCGUUGUGGUGUCGUUUCUGAUCCAAUGGGCCACUGCGGACCGAUCCAUCCCCAAGAUCACGAGUUCCAAGUCCUGGUUUGCGACCAGGCAGGACUUUGCCGCCCACGGCGUCGAGAUUAUCGAGAAGGGUUUUCAACAGGUCAAAACCGGCGUGUUCCGAGUGACGGCUCUAGAUGGCUCCGACUUGGUCCUCAUCGCACCGGAACAUUGGUUGGCCAUUUGCAAGAAGAAGGAUGAAGAGGUCGCGCCCGCUCGCAAAGAGCUAACACGGCCCAAGUUCUUCCUGUGCGACUUGCACGGCGCACCCUUCGAAGAGCAUUACCUUUACAGAUAUCUCGGCGCACGCAUGCCGGGAUUUGACCGCUAUCUCGAUGUCAUAUCUGAGGCACUGGAUGAGGGCAUCUCCAGCAUCUUGGACAAAGACUUCGACUACUCCCAGGGUGCACGCAAGCGCGUCAUCAUGCAGCCCCAGAUCCUCCACGUCUAUUCGCACGUCAUCUGGCGAGUAAUCCUCGGCAACAACUUCAGGCCCGAAGUCGUCGACAUCUUCGAGACGUAUUCGGCGACGUUGAUCCCCGUGAUGAAGAAGCUCAAGGCGCAGAGGCCCAUGAUGGCGCGCAUCACCGCCGCCUUCUCGGGCGACGUGCGCCUCGUCAACGCGCAGCUGGAGCGGGCGACAGCCUUCUUCACGCCCAUCUUCCAGCAGUGCGCCGAGGCCUUUGAGAAGGGCCUGCCGGGCAGCUCGGUCGACAACGACUGGUUCGAGGAGCUGAUCCGCAUGGCGCCGGCCGAGAAGCGCCGCGACUACAAGUACCUCACCAACAUCCUGAUCGGGUUUGCCUUCACGUUCGUCUUCUCCCCCGGGCCGUCGACGACGCAGGUCGUCUACGAGUUCGCCUUCCGCCCAGACUACGUCGAGGAGGUGCUCCAGGAGGCGCACGAUGUCUUGGGAGAGCGCCCAGAGAGUUGGAGUUUCACGCGGGACAGCCUUCGCCGGCUUUCGCUGUUGGACAGCUUCUGCAAAGAGACCCAUAAACACCAUCCAACGGCCGCAUCCAACCUGAUGAAGAAGAUCCACAAGACCCAGACGCUGCCCAACGGGGUCGUCCUGCCGGCCGGCACCAUCUUCGAGGUCGUCAUGACGGCGGCGCACCUGUCCAACUCUAACCUCGAGGCCCCGGCCGAGUGGGACGGGCGCCGCUACCACGACCUGCGGCAGCGGAUGUCGUCGACGGCGACCGGCUCCAACAAGUACGACUGGGGCAGCGCGACGAGGGACGACGUCAACUUCGGCUACGCCUCCCACAUGUGUCCCGGGCGGUGGGCCGGGUGUUCCAUCGCCAAAAUGUUCCUCAUCAAGCUCCUAUCCCGCUAUGAUAUCGGCCCGGAGGAAGGGCACACCGAGAGAUAUGCAGACCUUCAUUCAGGCCAAUACAUCUUGCCUAAUCCUACGAAGCAUAUUCUGAUCCGACCGAGGCAGUAG
Messenger RNA from Colletotrichum higginsianum IMI 349063, 1581 nucleotides. Its product is annotated as Cytochrome P450. The coding region runs from base 1 to 1581 and encodes 526 amino acids. The record is from RefSeq and is a predicted model, not a curated record. Gene Ontology annotation, molecular function: monooxygenase activity; heme binding; iron ion binding. Lineage: Eukaryota; Fungi; Ascomycota; Sordariomycetes; Glomerellales; Glomerellaceae. The transcript is spliced from 7 exons.